CCAUCCAUUUCAACUCCAGGUUCACUCUCAUUGGCUUUCUCAAUAAUAUGACAAGUAGUAAAAACUCAUUAAAUUGCUUCAAAAUAGUAGUAUCAAGUAACCUGAUGAUUUUCCUCUCAAUAUAUCACGCAGGGAUGUUUAUAGUGGCCUUUUUGUUUGUGUUGCUGGCCAUGGCGGCUUGGGCAUGUCAAGCCAUCCGCCCUCCGCCUCCCAAAAUCUGUGGCAGCGCUGGCGGCCCGCCUGUGACAGCACCUAGAAUAAAGCUCAAGGAUGGAAGGCAUUUGGCCUACAAGGAGCAUGGAGUGUCAAAAGAAGUGGCAACAUAUAAGAUUAUCUAUAUUCAUGGCUUCAGAACUUGUAGACACGAUGUAGUGAUUGCAACAAACCUCCCUACAGAAUUUUUCCAAGAGCUAGGACUCUACAUUGUGUCCUUUGACAGACCAGGCUACGGAGAAAGCGACCCAAAUCCAAAACAAACAGUGAAAAGUUUGGCUUCAGAUGUACAAGAGCUUGCUGAUCAAUUGGACCUCGGAACCAAAUUUUACGUAAUUGGUAAUUCUAUUGGUGGCCAGCUGGCUUGGGGCUGCCUCAAGUAUAUCCCUCAUAGGCUUGCUGGAGCAGCACUAGUCUCUCCUAUUGUCAACUACUGGUGGCAAGGCUUUCCAACCAACUUGUUAAGAGAGGCAUACAAGAGAGAACCGGCUCAGGACCAGUGGGCAAUUCGAGUUGCUCACUAUAUGCCAUGGCUAACCUAUUGGUGGAACACGCAGAAGUGGUUUCCUGCAUCAAGCGCUGUCGCUGGUAACAUUAAUUCAUUAUCUCCUCAGGAUUUACAAAUAAUGUCCAAGGUGGUUGGGACAAAAAUAUCCAAGGGUCAGGCAACCCAACAAGGAGUAUUUGAGUCGAUGCACCGGACAUUGAUGAUUGGACUUGGGAACUGGGAAUUCAGUCCAAUGGAUAUUGAUAACCCUUUUCGUAAUAAGGAAGAAGGCUUCGUCCACGUGUGGCAGGGCGACGAAGAUAGGAUAACGCCAGUUACGCUACAACGCUAUAUCACCGACAAACUUCCGUGGAUUAAAUACCAUGAGUUGCCGGGCGCUGGUCAUUUCUUUCCAUAUGCUCCUGGAAUGGGUGAACUCAUCAUAAGGUCACUUUUGUCUAGGGGCAAUUAAUGGCAACGCACUUUUGAUGCUUUUUUUCUUCAGUUUUCUUACUUGGCCUCUUUUUUAUUUUUUGGCCUUUUUGAUUGUUUAUUGCUUUCAAAGUCUUUUGUUUUUUGUUUUUCCUAUUUGGUUAAGAUAUGUUUUUGUAGUGUCGAG
Messenger RNA from Corylus avellana, 1319 nucleotides. The record is from RefSeq and is a predicted model, not a curated record. NCBI's taxonomy places the organism in Eukaryota, Viridiplantae, Streptophyta, Magnoliopsida, Fagales, Betulaceae.